UAUUCUGCAUCGCACAUCACCUUCAAAGCACUAUUAAUGGCGAAGACAGCCGACGCGGCGCGCGCGCGGAUCGAAAACGACCUACGAACCAUCUCAUCAUGUUCACACACUACGGUAGCAGAGCUUCAAAGCUUGCUGCUAAACAAAGCCACCGAGCCUACUCAAAAAGAGAACGUACGGACGACUAAGGCAGAUAGCACCUCAACAACCGUUCCGCGUGGAAGGGCAGCCACGGCCGCGAAGGCUACGACGAAGGGCGCAAAACCGACCACGCCUACCCUCACGCCUCGAGAACGAUAUAUACUCGCCACAGAAGUCGCAAACAUUACUCUGAAGACAUUAUCAGAAGCAUUAAAAACACAGUCCUCGAGUAGGCCUCGCCCAUCCACCAAAACCAGCUCUACUACAGCUUCGCAUCCGCUCAAUGAAGUAUCCGUCAGCCAAGCCGUCAACUCACCUCAGAAACGAUCACCACCAAAUCGCUCCUUUACCAAUACCUCUCGUGGGAAUGAUGGCUCUGAUCAAAGCCUGGUAUACACGGCAGAAUGCUCAAGAGCAGCAUUUGCGUACUUGGGAACCCCGGAAGCUGGAAAGGUAGCAGGCAAAGACUCGCCAGAAUUGCAGUUAGAGAGUGGUAUGCUCGCUCUUGUCGGAAAGCUGGUGGCUCAUGGACUGGAUAGCUUGGCAGUCAAGGAGAUGAGAUUGUUGAAGAGGAGGCUGGAUAAACAUCUUGGACGUGAUCCAGAGAAGUCAACUUCUCGUGGGACGGUCAAAAAACCAGGGAUGCAAGCCUCUGUUCCAAAUGAAAGAGAGAGCGUAGUAUCGCUCCUGGAUUUUGGAGAAGUUGACAGCACAAGCGCGGCACUUCCAAUUAUUACAAACCUCCAAACUUACGCACUGAGGAUGAUUGCUAGGAUGAAUCGACCCAGGGUUGUUGAAACAGCUUGGAUUUACAUCAAGCUGUCACACCCAUCGUCUCCUGCGAACCUGAUCCGACACAUAGCGAAAUCCCCUAAUAGCUCGAGUAAAGCUGCGAGGCAGCUGGAAUCUCUUGCUGGAACCAUACUGACACUUUGCCCAAGCAUCUCUACAUCCAACGACGGCGCAGACAAUCUCCCAAGUCCAGAGAUCUGUCUAAAGCUACAGCACCUAGCUUUCAAGAUUCGACAGAUGUGGUGGGGGCUCGUUAAUCAUAGAGGCGAUGUCGAAAAAGAGCUCCUAGAGCCUCUUGCAAAGUGCAUGGCAGCUUACGCAAGGAGGUCAAAACAGGCUCACGACAAGAAGUAUACACUAGCGGAGUCUCUAUAUGCCAAUAUGCUGGACACGUUGAAAGAGUCAGGAUACUCGCAAAAGCAGGAUAACAAUACCCAGGAACUGGCAAGAAAGACCUUAAGCUCUCUGGCCCAAGCUGCAGGGCUACAUGAAGAAGCUAUUCGAUGGUUGGGUAAGACAAACCCAUCAGAGUCCGAAUUGUCUGCUGCAAAAGCAGCUGCAAAGUUGGCGCGUCUGUGCACUCUCUCCAUUGAUGCUCGUAUUCGAAAUCCCGAAAAACAAACAACUGAUAUCAACGUUGACGCUGUGAUUGGGGCGCUUUCUGGUAGUUUGGGAGGAUCUGCCACGGAACUUGAUGCUUUAUUCAUCGAGGUCCAUAGUUUACGACGUAUGGCCACCCGGUUGCUAUCCACUUUAAACUCUGUUGCCGCAAAAUCGCCUCUCUUAAACCUCGAAGACGACUGUUUACGUAUUCUUUCAGUGAGCAUCCACUUCACUCUAAGGUUUAUCAGCACCACACCAUCAUCUGGAACAGAUACGAAAAGUGCGACCCGACACCAUGAACGACUACAUAUAACUUUGAACCUGAUCAAGAGUCUCGUGGAUUCUGUCAUGGUUUGUUGUAAACGGCCACUGACCAGCGAGCCAACAUGGAUACAACUUGAUGUUCUGGUGCAAGAUUGUUUACGACUCGUGCACAAAUUGCAGGAGUUGGCUCCUGAUGAUCAUCCUUGGAAUUACAGUCACCAGACUGCUGCUAGUUCCAUAUUUGUUAGAUUUUCCAAUGCUUACUGGGUCAUGCAUUCGCAGCUACGAAAGCUGAAUGUGGAAUCGACGAUAUCAGUUGUGCCACUUCAGCGAUCAAGUGAUAUCCUCUCACCGAGACCAUUGAUAGAAAAAGAAGCCGGACUGUUGGCAACAAAACUCGAACGCCUGGGAGAAGUUUUUGACCAGAUAAGCGCGAUUGAGCAGUCCCGCGAUGCGCUGCAGCAAAGUAUGAAACUUGUUUGCAACGCUGAUGCAGUCCAAGCGCUCUCCGAUGCAGCUGGAAGGCAUUCAGUUUCGCACAUCUUUGAGUCGCAAAGCCUAUUCAGCACCCUCAAGAGAUUGCUCAACGGCUACCACAAGUCUAUUUUGAGAUACGGUCUGAGGAGUCAUGGCGAGCUGACGUUCUUCGACAAUAGUGAACAACCAGCAUCUGUACGAGGUGUUAUCCUGGAAUGGCAAUUGUCACAAUAUCGAAAAACUUUGUCACGGAACCGUAACUGGGACUCCGACUUGAAUCAAUCUCUUCAGACUAUCGUUGACCGACUUCUGGAUAUAUAUACGUCGGACGCAUUCCCACUCCGGCGUCGAAGGCUACUUCUGACUGUGUUCGACCUGAUUCAAGCACAUCCGGGUAUCAUUUCCAACAACUCACUUCCUACGGACGAUACUCUUGUGACUUUAAUCAGUCUCAAAGGCACGAUGGAUGCAGGUCUAGCGAAAUUUGCUGGUCAUUUGGAGAGUCUCUGUAAACUCAAGAUUUCUCUCCAAAGUGAAACACCUACCAUUGCAGUAAUACGAGAAUCCUUUUCGGUUUGGGAGACCCUUGUCAAUACAGCAAAAUCAUGGGAUGACUUGCUAGACCACGUUGAUGAUGCCGAAGAUUGGUUGCAGACAAUGCGAAUGUGUGUCGACUUCUUAGCCGCAAAAGGCGAAGAGUAUGAGUGCCUACCUAUUUUGCGCCUACUUACGAAAACGCUGGAGCUCCAAAACGACCUUGAUCCAUCCGAAUUGAUCACUGCCUUAAAUAACCUGGGGGUCCAAUUCUCACGCUUGGGUUACUCGGGACAAGCUGGGUUGGUGUUUGCUAGAGCGGGAACCCUCCUAUCCCAAAAUGCCGCAUCCACAGAAGCAAAGCUGCAUUGGCAUAUCGGAUAUGCAGAAUAUCUGGUGGCUAUUGGCAACACAACGAAAAGCGGAAGCACUCUGGUCGCCGCUCAAGCUAUUGCCACCAAAGAUGUCCAAUUCAUGGAACUGGCACAGUCGUCGACAACCUUGGGUAGCAGGCUCCGGUUCCACAGAGUACUCGCAAAUGCUUGUUAUGUCUCUUCACUUGUUUCGGCACAGCUAGGUGACUACAAAGACGCCGCCAAACACGCUAGGCAGUGUGUCGUACUUAAUCGUCGCAUCUGGGCUGCUCUUGAAUCUAGAGCAAACGCAAAAAAGGCCAUUGUGAGCGAAUCCACUUGCUCGUCACUCGAAGUCUCAGGCAGGUCGAAUUCUGAUGCUUUGGGCUCCGUGCGAAAUGACAAAGGAAUGCCUCUUGCUAUGUCUAUCACGCAUGAUGCUUUGAAUGGGGCAGACUUCUGGUCCAUUGUGCCCUCACUAUACAGGGCUUUCAUGCAGCAUGCCCGCAUCUUCAUCAGCCAAGGGCUAUUGCAGGAGGCCAUAUACAUGGCGGAGCAAGCCGAUAGAAUCGUCACCGCAACACACUCCUCCUCAAUGAUCAUUGAAAAUGCCAGUCAGCGCGCGGAAUUUUGGAUACAAAGUGGACGACUGGAUAAAGCUCAACCGAUCGUUGACGCUCUCAACCCAUCACAGUGCGGGAAUGCUUUGGCGAAGCUUGCGUAUUAUUCAUCCAUCGCUAGGAUGUCGUACCUUGGCAAGUUAUCGGACGGAGCCAACCACAGUGAAAGUCAGAAUGAUGAGCUUGCCACUUACGAGUUGAUGGAAGAGAUGUUGACAAAGCUUACUUCGCCCGGAUACAUCAAAGGGAUCGAUAGCUUUGGGAUCGAUCUAAACAACUUAACCGACGAUAUGGCUGCUAUGACAAUAGGCAACCUAGAGGCCACCGAAUCGUGUCCGAACAAAGCUGCACGGGGGCGUGCGAUCCCACGGAAGGCUGCUCCGAAGGCUCCAGCAAAACCAGCUCCAAGGUCCGCUCGCAGGACUGCAGUUAAGAACACCUCUACAGCCGUGGCUACGAAAUCGGUGAAGACGAUUUCAAAGACUGUCGAAAGUGCAUGUGUUGGUGAAGAGUGUGCGCCGCUAUCCACCCUUGUCAGCGAGAUCACCCAUCGAAAAGCUCUUUCUCUAUUACUUCGUAAUGAUGUCUCGAAAGCCAUGGUGCUCUUGGGUAAAGCUGAGGCCUUGAAAACUAGCCUGGAUUACAAUGGCCUGCAUGCGUGGACAAAUUUUAAAGCCAUGUUUUCGAAAGCCAUCAAAGAUGUCGAGGACGACUUUACAUUCAAUACGCUGCCCGAAUCUACCAUUGCUUUCCCUGCAUUACCACCCACUGACGAACAUACACCUCAGAGUACUGCAACCAAGAAGAUCGCAUCGGCCAAAAGUGUUUCCAAGACUGCCAAGGAGAAGAAACAGCAGGACCCUGAGUUUGUGGAAACCUUACUGGCUGCUCGCGAGUGUCUGAAAAACUCUCAUGAUUUGUGCGCAGCGUCAGGCUCAAGCCAUGCAUUCCAACAGAUAUCUGCUGCUUUGGGUCAUGUCACAACUCUACUUUCGGCAGUAUCGGCAGGGCCUGUGCGCGGAUCGCUCGGUCCAUUGUAUGCUGCGUACAUGAGUGAGAUUCCAAAAUGCAAGUCACUCAAAUUUGCCCAAGAGUCAGUCGAAGUCGAACAAGAACCGAUGUCAAGAGAUGAGUGCCUAAAGUGGCCUGUUCCAGACGCCAACAAAUCAAGCCUUGCAUCUGCACUUGAUUUCCAGAACGACUACAUUGACAUUAUUCCGGACUCGUGGAUGGCGAUCUCUCUGGCACUCAACGACGACCAAAGCGAGCUUUAUAUAACUCGCUAUGAAAGCAAGCAGGACCCGUUUGUUCUUCGCUUACCCAUGGCUAGGCAGUCUUCCCGGGAAGGCGAUGAGGCUGAAUUCACUUUUGCGGAUGGCCGCCGCGAGUUUGAGGAUAUAAUUGAGCUAAGCGACUUCAGCACUCGAAGUGCGAAAGACAUGACCACCAAAGCAGCGAGGCAUCAGUGGUGGUCCGAGCGGGAAGCCCUGGACGCAAAACUACAAGAACUCUUGCUAAAUAUCGAGAACAUCUGGCUCGGUGGUUUCAAAGGCAUCUUCUCCAAUCACGUGCCACAGGACAAACUUUUGGCGAAAUUCCAAGCCUCUCUUCAGGCCAUACUCAACCGACACUUGCCUUCUCGACGCAGAAGAGGUCAACAGAAGGACCUCAAGUUGAAUCCCAAGGUUCUAGGACUGUUUAUCGGCCUUGGCGAUGCGUCGAACGAAGAUGGAGAGCUUGAUGAUGCGCUCGCGGAUCUCUUAUAUUUCGUGGUCGAUAUUCUCCAGUUCAACGGCGAGCGAAAUGCAUACGAUGAGAUUGACUUUGACACCAUGGUUAUCGAGACCAUCGAUGCUCUGCGUGCCUUCCACCACGCGUCUCAAAACGCUCAAACAAUCAGGGAUCACACCAUCCUCAUUCUGGACAGGAAUCUGCACAUGCUUCCUUGGGAAUCACUCCCAUGUCUAGAGAAGCUUUCAAUAUCUCGACUUCCCUCCCUAGCAGCGUUACGCGAGCGACUUCUCGCCGCGCGCCCAUCUGCUAUCGACUCCGACACGCAGUCUGGCCAUCACAUAUCCGCUGCAGCUGGAGGCACCAGCAUCCUCAACCCAUCCGGCGAUCUAUCCCACACCCUCAAAACCAUCAAACCGCGUCUAGCGGAUAUGUCCGGAUCCUGGAACCACAUUACCAGCCGAGCCCCCAGCGAGAAAGAAUUCGAAAACUCUCUCCGCGAAAAAGAUGUAGUCCUCUACUUCGGCCACGGAAGCGGCGCGCAGUACAUCCGCUCAAAGUCAGUACGGAAACUCUAUCUCAGCGACCAAAACACAAAUGGAGAAGAGGAGCGGAUGAAGCCAGGAUGCGCGACUACAUUCCUCUUUGGCUGCUCGUCCGUGCACCUCUCUGACAACGGCAUCUACGAGCCCUCGGGCAUGCUCGCUUCGUACCUCACGGCCGGCGCCCCCGCCGUGCUGGGCAUGCUGUGGGACGUGACCGAUAAAGACUGCGACCGCUUCGCUGUCAAGGCCGGCGAGCUGUGGGGCCUGUGGCCUGAGCCUGCCGAAGAUGAAACGCCAGUUGCGCCUCCAACGGCCAAAAAGUCAAAGGGCAAAGGUAGAGUCGCGCAACUCGUCGAGGAAGUUGAGGUCGUUAGGGGAAGUGGGAAGAGAAGUGCUGGUAAGAAGGCUGCUUCGUCGAAGGGUAGUAGAGCUAGAAGCGGGAACGGCAAGGGAGUCGCGCUCGAUGAAGCUGUUAGGGAAGCUAGGAAGGAGUGCGUGUUGAGGUAUCUCAAUGGUGCUGCGGCGGUCGUGUACGGCAUCCCUGUUUAUCUGGAGUAGAAUCGUGGCCCAGUUGUUGUGUUCUUUUUUUUUGUAUAUAUUAGACGGCUUUUUUUUUCUAAUCAUAUCAAUUCAUCAUGGAAGUAGUGGAAACUUGAAACUAUCUCUCAUACACAGUAAUACUCAUCCGAGAUAUAAACUCUACGUACAUUUGAGAUUCUGUGCGUCGUCAAUAGUUCAUCGUCAAGGCACUGGAAUCACUCACCCCAUCUUUCAUCGCUCUUGCGAACUACUAGCAGCAUGUAUUACCAUGUUAAAAUGUGACUACCCACUCCCAAAAGGAAAAAAGAUUGGCAAGAACAACUGCAAUCACCGAACCGAGAAUCCGCUUCUAGCAUAUCUCGCAAAAGCCUUGGACUUUUUGGAUAUUGGGAUAACAAACACAUCCUGUGAUACGGUAACUGGAAAUAUACGUGCUACUGACACACGGUGGUGGUGGGAAUAUCGCAAGAUGAAUGUUGUGGUUAUCGCCUGUUUUGUUUUCAGGGUACUUUGUCGCUGUAUAUAUU
Periconia digitata is the source of this 7127-nucleotide messenger RNA. The record is from the annotation of a GenBank genome assembly. NCBI's taxonomy places the organism in Eukaryota, Fungi, Ascomycota, Dothideomycetes, Pleosporales, Periconiaceae.